CGUCUCAGAGGGGCGGGGCUGAGGCUCAGGGAGCAGGAGGGGGGCAAGAGAAGGGAAUUCCAACCUGUGGAACUUUGGGGGUCCCGGAGGUCGGCUGCUUGCCCCUGACUGUGGCUUGUGCAUGGGGCUGAGCCUCCGGCGGCUCGUGGGGGCGUUGGGGCCCGCGGGGCGAGGCAGGGGAGUGUCGCAGUGUAAGUGGGGUACGGGAAUUCCAAACUUAGAACCUUGAGGCCCUCGGGGCUCCGGCGCCGGGAGGAGGGAGCUCGGGCCGCCAUGCGAGACAGGACCCACGAGCUGAGGCAGGGGGAUGACAGCUCGGACGAGGAGGACAAGGAGCGGGUCGCGCUGGUGGUGCACCCGGGCACGGCCCGGCUGGGGAGCCCGGACGAUGAGUUCUUCCAGAAGGUCCGGACAAUUCGGCAGACUAUCGUCAAGCUGGAGAAUAAAGUCCGGGAGUUGGAGAAGCAGCAGGUCACCAUCCUGGCCACGCCCCUUCCCGAGGAGAGCAUGAAACAGGACCUGCAGAACCUGCGCGACGAGAUCAAACAGCUGGGAAGGGAGAUCCGCACGCAGCUCAAGGCCAUUGAGCCCCAGAAGGAAGAGGCUGAUGAGAAUUAUAACUCGGUCAACACAAGGAUGAGGAAGACGCAGCAUGGGGUGCUGUCGCAGCAGUUCGUGGAACUCAUCAACAAGUGCAACUCGAUGCAGUCCGAAUACCGGGAGAAGAAUGUGGAGCGGAUUCGGAGGCAACUCAAAAUCACCAAUGCUGGGGCAGUGUCCGACGAGGAACUGGAGCAGAUGCUGGACAGCGGGCAGAGCGAAGUGUUUGUGUCCAAUAUCCUAAAGGACACCCAGGUGACCCGGCAGGCCCUCAAUGAGAUCUCAGCCCGGCACAGUGAGAUCCAGCAGCUUGAACGUAGCAUCCGUGAGCUCCACGAAAUCUUCACUUUCCUGGCUACAGAGGUCGAAAUGCAGGGGGAGAUGAUCAACCGGAUCGAGAAGAACAUCCUGAGCUCCGCAGACUACGUGGAACGCGGGCAGGAGCACGUCAAGAUCGCCCUGGAGAACCAGAAGAAGGCGAGGAAGAAGAAAGUCCUCAUUGCCAUCUGUGUGUCCGUCACGGUCCUCAUCCUGGCCGUCAUCAUCGGCGUGACCAUAGCAGUGGGCUAGAGUUGUAUAUUUUCGGCACCGGAAGCUCCAGGGACCCAGGUCGUGGCCUUGUCUCCCUGCAGCACAGAGCCCCCAGUGAGGACCCCCACCCCACCCUGCGCCCUCAGGCCCCUGUACAGAGGUGGCAGACGGUUCUUCUUGGGUCAGCAGCUGGUCGUCCAUGGGGGCCCCCCUCCCCUUCAAGCUGCAGUGCCUGGGCGAGGGAGGGUCUGCAUUGUCCUGUUUGGCCGGGACACAUGGUUUUGUAAAAAAUUAAAGAAAAAAAAAGAGU
This is a messenger RNA of Lepus europaeus (European hare), 1441 nucleotides long. It is a transcript of the gene STX4, whose product is annotated as syntaxin 4. Bases 274 to 1170 code for a protein of 298 amino acids. Gene Ontology annotation, biological process: exocytosis; intracellular protein transport; vesicle fusion. The record is from RefSeq and is a predicted model, not a curated record. Gene Ontology annotation, molecular function: SNAP receptor activity; SNARE binding. NCBI's taxonomy places the organism in Eukaryota, Metazoa, Chordata, Mammalia, Lagomorpha, Leporidae. The transcript has 11 exons. Gene Ontology annotation, cellular component: SNARE complex; plasma membrane; endomembrane system.